CGCUACCGGAUGUUUUUUUCUGUAUUGUUCAGACUGACUUGACUAGUGGAUGACGGCUUCAUCGCAGCUUCAGCUGAAGAACAAGCCGACAUCAGCUGAGUUUACACGAAGUACCAUUCUUGUAGCUAUAUUAUAGGAAUUUAUCAUCACGUAAAAUUCAGCAAUAGCAUUUUACAAAGUGACAUUAACUGUUAAGCCAAUGAAAUAACUGCAAUCUGUCGUUGCCACAGAAACAAAUCGGUUAAGGAGAAAUAACAUUACAUCAAACCCGGCAAACAAAGAGGUCCUUUUUUCAACGACAACAUUUUUCCUCCAUAUUCUAUAGUUAUGAGUCAUGUGGCCGUCGAAAAUGUCCACGGUCUAGAGCAGCAGCUCGCUGUCCUAGACUUAAAUGCAGCGGAUGGACAAGGCGGAGGCACUAACAGGCGAUACAUUCCUCCACAUUUACGGAACAAAGAUGCUUCUAAAAAUGCAGGAAAUGCCUUUGUUGCUGGUCGACAGGGUGGCUACACCAUUGCGCCUGCAGCAAACUAUGGUUGGGAUGGGGGGCGCAACAACUUUGUUAACGGCUACCAUGACAACCGCAUGAGUGGUGGGAGCUCAUUUAACCGUGGCCCACCUCGCAUGGAGCGGGGCCGAGGUGGUGUUGGAGGCAGUUACCGUGGCAACAAAGGCGGAGCUUUCAACCCCAUCAACCCAGCUCAGCCAAUGGGCUUUGCUGGCUAUGAAAACAAAGAUGCUGGUGGCUGGAACACUGCCAAAGAUGCCUAUAGCAAUUUUGGUAACAAUAGAGGAAAGUCUGCGUUCUUCAAUGACAGAGGCAAUGCUAAUAGAGGAAGGUUUGACCACGGUGGGUUUGGUGGCGGAGGAGGAGGAGGAAACAGUCGCUGGGUGGAGGAGUCCAGAGAUGAUGGCGAUUGGUCUAAACCAACGCCACGAAACGAACGCCUUGAACAUGAGUUGUUCUCUGGCAGUAACACUGGCAUUAACUUUGAGAAAUACGACGACAUUCCUGUCGAGGCCACGGGACAGAACUGUCCUCACCACAUCGAGAGCUUUCAAGACGUAGACCUUGGCGAGAUUGUCAUGGGAAACAUUGCUCUGAGUCGCUACACCAGACCGACCCCUGUCCAGAAAUAUGCUAUCCCUAUUGUCAAAUCAAAGCGAGACCUCAUGGCCUGUGCGCAGACAGGUUCUGGGAAGACUGCAGCGUUCCUGCUGCCGAUUCUUAGCCAGAUCUACACUGAAGGGCCAGGAGAAGCUCUCAACGCAGCUAAGGCAUCCGGACAGGAGAAUGGAAAGUAUGGGCGCCGUAAGCAGUACCCCAUCUCGCUGGUGCUGGCUCCAACUAGAGAACUGGCGCUGCAGAUAUACGAUGAGGCCAGAAAGUUUUCCUACCGGUCUAGAGUGCGUCCCUGUGUUGUGUAUGGAGGAGCAGACAUCGGCCAGCAGAUCAGAGAUCUGGAGAGAGGCUGCCAUCUGCUGGUGGCUACACCAGGAAGACUGGUGGACAUGAUGGAGAGGGGCAAGAUUGGACUGGACUACUGCAACUACCUGGUCCUGGAUGAGGCCGAUCGUAUGCUGGACAUGGGAUUUGAACCGCAGAUAAGACGCAUCGUCGAACAGGACACCAUGCCUCGCAAAGGCAUUCGACACACUAUGAUGUUCAGCGCGACUUUUCCUAAAGAGAUUCAGAUCCUGGCGAGGGAUUUCCUGGAGGAAUACAUCUUCCUGGCGGUGGGCAGAGUUGGUUCCACCUCGGAGAACAUCACUCAAAAAGUGGUGUGGGUGGAAGAAAGCGAUAAGAGGUCUUUCCUCCUGGACCUGCUCAGUGCUACAGGUAAAGACUCGUUGACUCUGGUUUUUGUGGAGACCAAGAAAGGUGCCGACGCCUUGGAGGACUUCCUGUAUCGAGAGGGCUAUGCCUGCACCAGCAUCCACGGGGACCGUUCCCAGAGAGAUCGAGAGGAGGCCCUGAACCAGUUCAGAUCAGGAAAAUGUCCCAUUCUGGUGGCCACAGCGGUAGCAGCUCGGGGUCUGGACAUCUCCAACGUGAAACAUGUUAUCAACUUCGACCUGCCCAGCGACAUAGAGGAGUAUGUCCACCGUAUCGGACGUACAGGGCGAGUUGGAAACCUUGGGCUGGCCACAUCGUUCUUCAAUGAUAAAAAUGGGAACAUCACAAAGGACCUGCUGGACAUCCUGGUCGAGGCCAAACAGGAAGUUCCCUCGUGGCUUGAGAGCCUGGCCUAUGAACACCAGCAUAAAAGCAGCAACAGAGGGCGCUCUAAGAGGUUCUCUGGUGGUUUUGGAGCACGUGAUUAUCGCCAGACGGCCGCGGGAGGCACUGCCGGAGGGUUUGGCGGACGUGGAAGUCGCAACCAGGCAGGGCACGGAGGAAGCCGUGGCUUUGGCGGAGGUGGUUUUGGCAACUUCUACACCAACGACGGCUACGGAGGCAACUACUCACACUCACAAGUUGACUGGUGGGGCAACUAGGUUCCUCCAUUCCUUCUUCACUCAUCUCCCUUUUCUUCUCACUCAUCCUUCUUCCUUUCUCCACAUUGUUGUCUGCACCCAACUCCCCUCCAAGAGCCCACAUGCAUGUUAUUAAACUAUUUAUACUCAUUUA
This is a messenger RNA of Scatophagus argus, 2632 nucleotides long. RefSeq names its product ATP-dependent RNA helicase DDX3X-like. The coding region runs from base 328 to 2499 and encodes 723 amino acids. The record is from RefSeq and is a predicted model, not a curated record. Gene Ontology annotation, biological process: gamete generation; cell differentiation. Gene Ontology annotation, cellular component: P granule; nucleus. Lineage: Eukaryota; Metazoa; Chordata; Actinopteri; Scatophagidae. Gene Ontology annotation, molecular function: RNA binding; ATP binding; RNA helicase activity. The transcript is spliced from 19 exons.